This is a messenger RNA of Entamoeba invadens IP1, 1614 nucleotides long. RefSeq lists its product as hypothetical. The record is from RefSeq and is a predicted model, not a curated record. Gene Ontology annotation, biological process: regulation of autophagy. Bases 1 to 1614 code for a protein of 537 amino acids. The transcript has a single exon. Gene Ontology annotation, cellular component: lysosomal membrane; late endosome membrane; Mon1-Ccz1 complex. NCBI's taxonomy places the organism in Eukaryota, Evosea, Mastigamoebida, Endamoebidae.
AUGGCGACAAGCACCAAACCCAAAAUCAAUCUAAUAAAACGCAAGAUUGUCAACUAUACAUUUUCGCUUUCGUUUUGUUUGUUUUGUCGUACGAAUAUGUUACAAUGUCUUUUUGUUGACAAUGAUGACUUUCAAUUAUAUACAACUCUUCAACAUUCCCCUUAUCUUGAAAAAACUCGUUUUGUUCUUCCCGAGCCGAUCCAGACGUGUAGUUAUGAUCACACUUAUUUUUGUUAUUCUCCACUUGAUAUUCCCACCAAAGUUUUUGUUUUUUCUGAAAAAACGAAUUUUUCGGUUGAUUGUAGUGACGUAGUGAUUUCUAUAAACAUUUAUAAAGGGAAUCUAGUCGUCAUCACCUCAACACAAUUCAUUAUAAUCACAUUAGAAAAUCAAAAGAGAAAAACACAGAAACAUUCGAAGAUAUUUGAUUAUCGACUUCUGAACUCAUUUAUUGUUAUUUUAUCUGAAAAAGAGGACAAUUGGAUCUUGGAAGUUUUUGAAGUCGUAAAUGGUAUACACUAUCUCCAGACAUAUUCAUCACCUGUUACAAGUUCUACAAAACCAUCUUUUGAGUUGGUUUCGAUAUCUCAAAGGGACUGGAUAUUUUUAUACCAGUCCAGUGCAAGAAUCGCCAAUUUAAUUCCAUUCAAUUCACAUAUUCCUUCUCUCCCAAAAAAUAUUCUGCUUUUCCAAAUCCCAAUAUGUUCCGAUGCGUACGUCGCGGUAAGUGGCGAUUUAUUAUUUGUAAUGACGUCUUCGGGGACUUCUGCUAUUUUCGAUGUUCUUGUGAAUUCCGUCACUCCUCUCAAAUUAUUCGACUUUGAUUAUUUACGUUUGUCUUCUUUUAAUUUAUUUUUAAUAAAAAUUAUUUUAUAUUUAUUCUAUAUUUAUUCUAUAGCAGUCAAAUGUAUUCGAGUCAACCAAAACCAAUUUGUCGAUCUUCACAAGAAUGAGUUAACUAUUUUAACGCCGGACUUUGUAUCUCUCUCGGAAUUAUUACAAUACAAAGAUCGAUAUUACUUUCUUCAAAAACACCACGUAUCUCCUUCUGUGUUAAAUGAAACUUUAACAAAGAUCUUUAAAGACUAUGAGAAAGGAAUAGUUUCAUUUCAAGAGUUCAGUCAAAUCAUUGGAGUCGUUGACCCCUCUGUGAUCGAGCCUAUAUUGAUUCAAUGGAAUCCAAAACCAUCUAUUUAUAUAUAUGUAAUGUAUGAAUAUAUCAAUGUACAUGUCAAAAACGUGAAGCCAUCGUUGUAUUGUAAAUUAAUAGAUGUGUUACUUCAGGACUACAAAGGAAUGCAACUCCUCGACUUGUUACAAUGUAACAUAUUCCCUGACGACGAACUGAUCGCUACUUUCUUACUUACCAAAAAGUCACAGUGCCACUUCUUCGCUCAAUUUGCAAUUGACAUGUUAAGGCGCCUCAAAGUCAACAACGACAAUCUCUUUAAGAUCAUUUGGAUGGAAGAGGGCGUCACUGAAGCUCUCAACUUCGCUAUCGAAAACAACGUAGAUCUUUCUAAAAAGGAAAAUUCAGUUAUAGUUCAAGACUAUGGCGAUGAAAAUUUAUGUUAUCAGCUUAAUCAAUAUCUUUCAGAGUGUAAUUUUAAUUAA